CAGAUAUUGGAGGGAUUCGUGGAGGAGGACUCUGUAAUGUUUCAGCUAGAAAGCAGUAAUGGUAUUGUGAUGCAUAGAUCUCUGACAGAAGUUGUACACAGAGUGAUAUUAUGCCAGCGUCCCCUGAAAAAGAGCUAUGAGUGACAGUGGGUGACAGCAGGUGACAGUGGGUGACACAGCUGUGAUCCCGUCUGUGGUGACUCUGAGCAGCACUUUGAUAAGAGGGAUCAGGUCCCACAGUAGCUUGCAAUCUAACACCGUCUCCCAGGAUGUGAAAUAUUGAUCAGUGGCAGUCUGCGGCAUGUCGUGCAGCAAGGGGGAGUGCAGGGGGGUCCCCCUCUACAGCUUCUACUCAGCCCCCCCUGCCUCGGACCCCAUGCAUUACUCUUCUGUGGCCCUCAGUGCUGCCCCCCCCCUCAACAAUGGCUCUGGAACCCCCCGCUCCUCCCAGGACCCUACUCUACAGGUGAGCAGUCAAGCUGGGGGUACAAGGGACGUGCGCACUGACUCCUCACCCAAGUGCUUCUAUCGCCACUACUUGACCCGCACCAGCAUGCAGGGGGAUAUUUACAACUUCCUGGAGAGACCCAGUGGCUGGAGGUGCUUCAUAUACCACUUCAGUGUGUUCCUCCUUGUUCUCAUCUGUUUGAUAUUCAGUGUGCUUUCUACCAUUGAACAUUACUCUGAGUUUGCAACUGGAACCCUCUUCUGGAUGGAGAUUGUACUAGUUGUUUUUUUUGGAGCAGAAUACCUUGUACGUCUCUGGUCUGCUGGCUGUCGCAGUAAAUAUGUUGGAUUCAAGGGUCGGAUUCGCUUUGCUCGAAAACCCAUCUCAAUAAUUGAUCUUAUUGUGGUCAUUGCAUCCAUCAUUGUACUCAGCGUAGGAUCCAAUGGACAAGUCUUCGCCACAUCUGCAAUUAGAGGUAUACGGUUCCUCCAGAUUCUGCGCAUGUUGCACGUAGAUCGGCAAGGAGGCACCUGGAGACUUCUGGGGUCUGUAGUAUUUAUCCAUCGGCAGGAGCUCAUCACUACGCUUUACAUUGGUUUCCUGGGCCUUAUCUUCUCAUCAUACUUUGUGUAUCUGGCUGAAAAGGAUGCUGUGGAUGAAGAAGGAAGGACUGGCUUUUCCAGCUAUGCAGAUGCCCUCUGGUGGGGAGUGGUCACUGUGACGACCAUUGGAUAUGGGGAUAAAGUCCCACAGACCUGGAUUGGGAAGACCAUUGCCUCCUGCUUCUCUGUUUUUGCCAUCUCUUUCUUUGCUCUGCCAGCCGGGAUUCUGGGAUCUGGUUUUGCUCUCAAAGUUCAGCAGAAACAACGUCAAAAACAUUUCAACCGACAGAUCCCUGCAGCAGCUUCACUAAUCCAGACUCUCUGGAGAUGUUAUGCUGCUGAAAAAUCUUACAACUCUACAGCCACAUGGAAAAUCUAUCUUACUCCCCCAGAGCAGACUGGCAAGAUCAUUCCCACACCAACCAGUCCCAGCAUACGCAGACAGAACAGAAGAUCUAAGAAGAAGAACAAACAAGAGACAUGUAUGACCCCCACAAGUCCCCCCCAGUCUCCCCUGUGCCGCUCUCUGUCAACCCGGGCAACCCGGAGCUGUGCUCCUGAAAAUGCACUAUCUGUGCCUAAUAUCACAUAUCCUCACCCAGAGGGGGAAAAGAGAGAUAUGAUAAUGCAGGGAAUGCCAGGACGGCCUCGAUCUUGGUCUUCUGUGUCUAUAUUCUUAUCUGGCAGCUUUUCAGCUCAAGGAAAAAGCCGCCAGGAAGACUCUUUUCAUGACAUAUCCAGUACAAACAGUUAUGCAGAUGACAUGGACGCAAUGAGUGAGGAGAGUCCAUUGCCAGCAGCGACAGAUGUGACCCAGCUGACAGAUGCUCACAGGAUGGCGGUGAAGGUUACACGCAGAAUGCAGUAUUUUGUGGCUCGUAGGAAAUUCCAGCAAGCUCGGAAACCAUAUGACGUGAGAGAUGUAAUUGAGCAGUACUCCCAGGGACACCUGAAUAUGAUGGUGCGGAUAAAGGAGCUACAGAGAAGAUUGGACCAUUCUCUGGGCAAACCCGGACUUUUCUUACCAGAGAAAGGAGUGGAUAAAGGAUAUUACACCGUUGGUGCACGGCUCAUGCGUCUAGAGGAGAAGGUGACUCAUAUGGAUCACAAGCUGGAUGAAAUACUGCAUGUCUUCCGCGCUCAAAUGGUGCCAGAGGAGGAUCAGCUGCUCCCUCGUCAGCCAGUCUCCCCAGCUCCCCACCGGCUACAUCCCUCACACAGCUCACCCACACCCAGCCACAGGAACUAACAGCAACUGCCAUCCUUUGUUAAACAACAAUGACUGUCUGGUGGCAGAUUAAAAAUCAGCACUUGCGGAAAUAAGAUAUGAUUACCUGGGAAAUAUCUCAAUGCUUUUUGAGAGAUGUCUCCUUAGAGACAUCUCCUCCAUACACAGCCUUGUGAGUGUCAUAUCUACCACACAAGAGAUGUUUACUACACAUACACCAUAAUGAGAACUAUUGCCUCACUCAGCUCGUUCAGAAGACAUAGCUCCCCUACUAUCCAUGCUUGUACAAAGAGCAUGUACAUCCCCCCCUGGUGUAUACAUGGUAGGGUUUGUUACCAGGCAAAGUUGGCAGUUGCCUAGAUGUCAGAAAUGCAGUUGAUUACCUGCUUAUAUUCUGUGAGUUGAAAUUUUGGCUGCCAAAGCAAGAAUGAGGGGGGGCGGUGGAAAAUUCUUUACUUAAGCAAAUGUUUGUUGGAAGCAAUGGGUUUACAUGCUAGUCAUGAUUUCACUAGGCACAAAAAGUCAUAGAUAUAUAUGUAUCCUGUACCCAUACUGCUCAGCGCUGAUAUAUAUGUGACACAAAUUAUGGCUCAGUUACGUGAAAUCCAUUUAUGCUCAGUCUGGCAAUCCAAGAGAAUUUAUAUGUACAGUGGAACACAGCUGAUGUCCUGCCUGCAGACUGGUGAAUAUUUAUUGUUGUACAGACAAUACACUCAGUCACAACUAUGUACAAAUAAAGCACACACACUCUUUGUGUGACGUGCAUAUACAGCCUACUACAGCACUGCCUCUGAAUUAGAACCUUGAGAUUUGCUGUCAAGCAGGACACGCAUAUAACAGCAACAUUAAGCAACUCAAGUAUGCACCAACCAACACAUAUGGCACUUAGUAUUUUUUUAGAAUCAUGUGCCUUAUUUUUACUGCAGGUAGUCACAGUAUAACCUCAUUAUAUUUACACCAUUUGACAUAUGCUGUUUCUCUAGCAGUAGUAAGCAUUUGUGAGAAACACACUGAGCGUGUAAAUACAUUUUAGUAUCAGCACUAGACCUUUACUAUGUUAAGUCCAAAAAUAACUUGCAAGAAAAGUCUUUCUACAGAAUUUAAAUUUGUCACAUAUUUUCAUUUCCUGACCAACCCACAAGCAAUGGAAAAAAAUUGUACAACCAUUACAAUUGUAUUUUGAAAAACAAAAAAGAGUGUACAUCAAACCAACUAAAAUUGAUUUCCUUAGUCAGGUAACAACUUGCAUCAGUACAGACAUAUUCAAAUAAAACUUCUGUAAAAGUCUUCCUUUCUGAAUUAAAAAUGUUAGUAUGUAUGUAUACUUGUGAGAUAUACAGGGGUUGGACAAAAUAAUGUGAACACCUGGGAAAUAGGUGAUAUUACUUUAUUAAUAAAGUGUUGAACCACCAUUUGCCUGUAAUAAAACGUCCAACCUUUUUGCAAUAAAUUCAUACAACAUUUGCAUAGUCUCCAGUGGAAUGUUGUGCAAUUCGUCUUUUGCCAGUUGCUUUAAAGAGAUUAGAAGAGGGAAAACUGUCUAAUGUGGUUUAAAGAUAUUCAAAAAAGAUGAUUAAUAAGGCCAGGGCAGAUGUUGAAGUUUCAAAUUAGUGCUGCUAAAACAAAGGGGCCGAUUUAACAAGGGACGAAUGGCCCUGAAUGUAACUGUUUCCGCGCAAGCUUUCAGGCUCACCAGAAACAGGAGAUAAGAAGCGGUGGUCUUAAGACCACUGUUCCUUAACUCGUCCGCCAGCUCUGAGGUGGCGGACAGCAAUCCACCAGAUCGUAUACGAUCGGGUUGAUUGACACCCCCUGCUAGCGGACGAUUGGCUGCAAAUCUGCAGGGGUUGCGGAAUUGCACAAGCAGUUCAACAGAACUGCUUGUGCAAUGUUAAAUGCCAACAGCGUAUGCUGUCGGCAUUUAUCUAUGCAGGGCGGACAUGAUUCGCUAUAGGGAACUCAUGUCCGUCCGGGGUAUGAUAAAUCUACCCCCAAAAUAGAACUGUUCUGGCAGAAUGUGUUUUGGUAAACUAUCAUCUUGAAAAAUUGCAUCAUUGUUGGGAAACAAAAUCUGGAUGAUAGGAUGCACCUGAACACCUUGAAUGUCCAAGUACUUGCUGGCAGUAACUUAACCAUUUAGGGUAAUGAUGGGACCAGCUUAAUAACAAGAUAUGGUCCCCUGAGUUAUCACAGAUCCAUCCCCAUGUUUGACAGUUGGAACCAGACAAACAAAGCUUCCCUGGGGGAUCUCCAUACAUAAGUCUGACCUUCUGUUGGGAAUGAUGUAAUUGACACAUCGUACCAUAUCACUCUUUUCCAGUCUUCAUCUGUCCAGGUUUUAUGAUCAUUACACCAUUCUUUUCGCAUUUUAGUGUAAGAUUAAAAGUUUAGAAAUUGCAGCUCUUCCAUGGAUGUUGGCUUUUGAAGUUCUCUGUAGACUGUUUUUUUUAAACAGGGUCUUCAAGGUGGAUUUUGAUUUCUGCUUUCACUUUUGAUUUAGUAGUUCUGUGUUGGUUUGACAAAAUCCUUGUUAGUGUCCAAUUGUCCCUAUCACUCAGUUUCAGUUUUCUCCCACUAUUCUACUUUGUCAAUGAAAUCUUGCCAUGUUUUGUGUAUGCAGUCAUAGCUGUGGAAACUGUUGCUCUUGAAACACCAAGAAGUUAAGCUCUUAUGGUUAUAGACACUCCUGCUAAAUGGUCUCCCACAAUUUGUCCUCUUUGGAAGUCUGACAAGUCACCCAUUUCACUGACAGCUUAUAGUAACCACUCCUGAACACAACUUGUAAUACACUGCCAUAUAGUCAAGAGAAUAUAGACAAAGACGAACAAAAUAUAAUCACAAAAUUUGUUUUAUUUUUUUACCGUAGCCUACACAAAUAACCCCUAUACUAAUAGAGGCCGAAUUAUCAAAUGAAUGUGGAUAGCAAUACGCUCUCCGUAUUCAGCAUUGCACCAGCAGCUCACAAGAGCUUCUGGUGCAACGCCACCCCUGCAGACUCGCGGCCGCCAGCAGGGAGGUGUCAAUCAACCAAUCGUACUCGAUCGGGUUGAAUUGUGGCAAUUCCUGUCCGCCUGCUCAGAGCAGGCGGACAGGGUUAUGGAGCAGCGGUCUUUAGACCGCUGCUUCAUAACCGCUGUUUCUGGUGAGUCUGAAGACUCACCAGAAACACGGGCCCUCAAGCUCCUUUAGGAGCUUGAUAAAUGGGCCUCAUUGUGUUCACAUUAUUUUGCCCAACCCUUGUAAUUGCAAACUCCCCUAAAUUAGCUUUUAGGAAAUAAAACUAAUUUAUUUUAAAUGCUUUUUUUUCCAUUUUUUUUCCUAGUAGCAUCUACAGGUUAAGUUAAAAUGGAAUGGCCCAUUACCUAUACUGCAUUCUUAUUGGUCAGUUAUGAUACUAAUUAUGCUAUGAUUGGACUAGAAAACUGAACAAAUUACUGCUAAACAUAUCCCCCGCCAAUAUUAUUCAAUCCUCAGCACAUUUCUCAGUACACAUAACUGUUACAAGCUGGAGAUUUGUAACAUAAACAAGGUAUUAACUGGCAGACUGAUUUCUUGAGCUUUGAAAAAAAAAAAUAUAUAUAUAUAUUGCUUAAAUAGCACUUGUAAUUUCAAUAAAAGCUAUUUGAAGGUAAACUGUUACCACAAUAAAACAA
Molecule: messenger RNA, 5931 nt
Organism: Bombina bombina (fire-bellied toad)
Lineage: Eukaryota; Metazoa; Chordata; Amphibia; Anura; Bombinatoridae
Product: potassium voltage-gated channel subfamily KQT member 1-like
Exons: 18
Coding region: 302-2299 (665 amino acids)
Biological process (GO): potassium ion transport; transmembrane transport
Cellular component (GO): membrane
Molecular function (GO): voltage-gated potassium channel activity
Source: RefSeq, a predicted model, not a curated record